Messenger RNA from Anopheles nili, 779 nucleotides. Its product is annotated as cuticle protein 7-like. The coding region runs from base 98 to 655 and encodes 185 amino acids. NCBI's taxonomy places the organism in Eukaryota, Metazoa, Arthropoda, Insecta, Diptera, Culicidae. The record is from RefSeq and is a predicted model, not a curated record. Gene Ontology annotation, cellular component: extracellular matrix. The transcript is spliced from 2 exons.
ACCAGUUGGAAAACCGUAUAAAAGGGUGAAGCCAACCAGCUCUAGCUAUCAGUUUCGGUUGAAUCUUCAGAACUAGUACACUUGUCAAGCACACGAAAUGGCAUUCAAAUUUGCUGCUCUGUUCGCUGUCCUAGCUGUAGCUAGCGCGGGAGUCAUUCCAAUCGAAGAAGUACAUACCGCUUAUCAACCAGCGGCAUACUCGACACAUUUGGCGCAACCUGCCGUACUCAAAACCAUAGCCCAACCUGCCAUCGUCAAAACUAUUGCUCAACCCACGAUUGUCAAGACCAUCGCCCAACCGACGCUCGUUAAGCACAUCGAUGAGGAUCACGAUGCCCAGUACGAUUUCUCCUAUGGCGUUCACGAUGACCAUACCGGAGACAUUAAGGAGCAGCGUGAGUCCCGUCAUGGAGACCAAGUGCAUGGCCAGUACAGCCUGAUCGAUUCUGAUGGCCACAAGCGCACCGUCGAAUACACCGCCGAUGAUCAUAAUGGAUUCAAUGCUGUCGUUCAUCGCGAACCCACCGACAUCAAAAUUCCGCAGCCGGCCGUCCACAAGAUUAUUGCUCAGCCUGCUAAAAUCAUUGCUGCCCAGCCAGCUUACUACCAGUCUGCUCCAGCGGUUGUCAAAACCGUUGGACUCUCCCAUUACUAGAAUGAGAGUGUAACAGAUUUUACGGAACGCUACUACCAUUAAACUCUCUAGAAAGUGUACUUUAAAUAUUUUUGCCACUCGCCUUGUCUCCGUCGUACGACACUACUUUUAAGCUCCUUAGAUU